Molecule: messenger RNA, 1092 nt
Organism: Plasmodium adleri (nom. inval.)
Lineage: Eukaryota; Apicomplexa; Aconoidasida; Haemosporida; Plasmodiidae
Product: conserved Plasmodium protein, unknown function
Exons: 2
Coding region: 1-1092 (363 amino acids)
Source: RefSeq, a predicted model, not a curated record
AUGGAAAAUGGGGGGGGUAGUUUUUCAUUUGAUAUGCUUGAUAUGAUUAAUAGUAAUUAUAAUUCAAAGGCAGAAAAAAGAAAUAGUAAAAAAAAGAAGGAAGAUAAAAAUGAUAAUAUAAAUUUAAGAAAUACAGUAAAAGAUAUAAAUCAUAAUUUAAUAGAACAAAUUGAUGAUUUUAAUAAUGAUUCUAUUUAUGAUGAAAAUAAAGAAGUAAAUGAAAUAUAUGAAGAAAAAAAAAAAAAAAAAAAAAAAGGAAAAAUAAUUUUGAUAAUUCCAAUGGGUCCAUAUAAACAAACAAAUAAAGAACAAAAUAAAAUAAAUGAUAAUCAAAAUAAAUUAGGUAAUAUAUCUUAUGAUAAAAAAAAUAAUAGUAUACAUGAUGAAGAAUUGUCUAUAAAUAGUAAUUCAGAUGGUUUUCUUAUUUUAACUGAUGAUGAAAAUGAAAAAAUAAAUUUAAAAGAUAAUUAUGAUAAUAAUGAAUUAAGUCAAAAUAAUUUAUCAAAUAAUGAAGAUAAUUUAAAUUAUUCUUUAUAUAAGAAAGAGUUUUCUAAUUGUCAUGAUGAAAAUUUUAUUAAUUCAAAAAUAAAAGAAAUGGAUAUAAUAAACAAACAGCUAUUCCCUACAACUUCUUCUCCUCCUUAUGAAUGUACUAAUUGUAAUAUAUUUUUAAAAGAAAUAACUACAAGAAAUUAUUUGAACUUUUCAACAUUAAAUGAAUACAUAAAUCAAAGUGAACAUAAUUUACUUUUAUUGAAAAAUAAAAAAAUUGAUCAACUCGAAAAAUUAAAUAAAAACAUAAUGCAUAAAAUGAAACAGCUAAAAAAGGAAAAUACUUUUUUGCUCGAAAAAUUGAAAUAUUUCCAAACAAAUUUCAUCAACUUAGAUAUUAAUGUUAAUAAAUUAAUUGAAGAAAAUAAAAUAUUGAAAAGUAUCAAUGAAGAUCUGCAAAAAAAGGUACAUAUGAAUGAAGCACCUUCUUCAAAUGAUGAAGAAGAAAAGAAGACAAUACGAAAAAACAAAAAGGAAAGAGCAAAGGGAAAGGAUCUAUUUGAAAAUUCGAUAGAUAAAGAUAUAUUCUCGGACACUUAA